AUGUCUCCUUCUAAGGAGCGCGCCGUGAGUCGCUGGGUGGAAGAUUCACUAUGCGAGUUAGAAGGUGGUGAGCUGGGGGAUGGUAUAGAUUCCCCGGGAAAGGAUUCGUCUUCUUCGUCCUCCCGCCGCCGCGCGUCCGGCACGCGGCGCGACGAGUACGGCGCGGACGGGGAUUACGACGAGCGAUCGAGCGGCAGCGGAAGGCGCGUGAAUCCGCGCGAGCGAGACGGGGGAGGGGGGUAUGAAGGCUCCCCGCGCACGCCCCCCCCGCGGUCGGCGUCCCGCGGCGGGGGGCGGAACGCGGACGAGGCGGUCACUCCGGGGAGGUCCCACCUCAGGCCGGUGGAUUCCGCUGGCCGCCCGCCCUCCCGCGGAGGGCCGGGGAGCCUUGAUCCGUCGCUGAGCGGGCGCGCGCGGAGCUUCGGGCGGCGCAGCUCGGCGGAAGGCGGAGCGGAAUUGCGCCCGCGCACGCCGUCCGGAGCGGAGCUGCUCGCGCGGCCGGGGACGGCGGAGGGGAGGCGCCCGCGGACGGCGGACGUGAACUCCGCGUAUGGGCGCCCGGGCGUCCCGCGGAGCAUGUCCACCGCGGAAGCCGCACUGGCAGGGCCGGGGGGGUCCCUGAAGGAGCGCGACCGGGGGGGGGAUGGCGGAAGGAUGCGCACAGUCCCCCGCUCCGCCUCCGAAGUUAUGCCUGAGGACCUGGGCGGAGGCGGAGGGGGCGGGGGCGGCGCGCGCAGGGCACCUCUGAGAUCCCCCAGUGGUAGUCUGCGGUCUAACUCGGUAUCUAAAGACUAUGAGGAUGAACGGGGCUGGAGCGGGGGCGGCGGGGGACAUGGGAGCCAGGACCGUCCGUAUACCUCGCAUGGGUAUGGGCGGCGGAGGGAGGAGUACGGGGGAGACGAGAGGGGGGGCGGAGGGGGGAGAUACGAAGGGGAGAAUCAUUUGAACGAGGAGCAUAGGCGAUUAGCUAUGGAGCUUGAGAGAGAAAGGGAGGAGAGGAGGAAGCUACAGGAGGAGUUGAAGAGAAUGGAGAGGGAGGUUAAGGAGAAGGAUGAUAGGAAGAGGACGGAUAAGGAGAGGAGGACGAUGGAGAAGGAGAGAUUAGUUGCUGACGUGGCGGCUUUGAAGCUGCCCGUGGACCGGAUUGCAGUGGAGGAAAAGAAACCUGCCCGGAGAGGAAUCUUCUCGGUUUUUUCCAGCCGCCCAAAAACGCCAGAUGUGGACAAAGCGGCGGGUGUAGCGCAGGGGAACACUGUAGCAGUGGUCCCGCAACCAUCACCAGGGGCUAGGCCACAAGGGAAUGCUGCAGGUGUGUGGAGUGUUGGGGGAGGGGGAAAUGGGGAGGGGGAUAAAGGGAGAGGGGAAGAGGGAAAUGGGGAGGGGGAUAAAGGGAGAGGGGAAGAGGGAAAUGGGGAGGGGGAGAGACGGAGAGAGUCAGGGGGAGGUGGAGGAGGGGGUGGGGGGAGGGGGAGGGGGAGAGGGGAAGGGGGACAGGGAGAAGGGGAGAGGGAAAGGGGGAUAAGGGGAGGGGAGAGGCGGAGAGGGGAAGGAGGACAGGGAGAGGGGGAUGGUAAGAGAGGGAGGGCAAGAGGCGGAGGAGAGGGAUGGGGUAUGCAUGCAUGUGCCAGUAGGACAUUAGAGGAUGUGCGGCGGGAGGUGGCGUGCCAGCAGGACAUAGAGGACGUGCGAAGGGAGGUGGCGGUGAUGGAGAUGCUCAAGGGGCAUCCCAGCAUCGUCAACCUGCGCAACGCGUUUGAGGACGCACAGGACGUGCAUCUGAUCAUGGAGCUGUGCGAGGGGGGCGAGCUCUUUGACCGCAUCAAGCUGCGGGGAAAGUUCCCGGAAGCCGACGCGGCGAGGGUGAUUCGCACUGUGGUGCUGGUGCUGCGGCACUGCCACGGGGCCGGCAUCAUGCACCGCGAUCUCAAGCCAGAAAAUAUUCUGCUGGUUUCAAACAACAGUGAUACGGACCUCAAAGUCAUUGACUGGGGUGUUGCUACCUUCUUUCAGAAAGGCAAGCCCUGCACAGACAUGGCAGGCAGCCCCUAUUAUCUCGCUCCAGAGGUUCUCGCCGAGAAAUACGGCCCAGAGGCGGACAUCUGGAGUGCGGGGGUGGUGCUGUACAUCCUGCUGUGCGGCCUGCCGCCCUUCUGGGGCACCACCAACGACGCCAUCUUUGAGGCCAUCAAGCAGGCCACUCUGAACCUCGUGAGGCCUCCGUGGCCGUCGAUCUCGGACGAGGCCAAGGAUCUUGUGGUCAGGAUGCUCACGCGGAACCCCAAGAAGAGGAUUACUGCUGAAGAGAUUCUUGAUCACCCGUGGAUUCGCGCCAACGCCAGCUGA
Messenger RNA from Closterium sp. NIES-65, 2343 nucleotides. NCBI's taxonomy places the organism in Eukaryota, Viridiplantae, Streptophyta, Zygnematophyceae, Desmidiales, Closteriaceae. The record is from the annotation of a GenBank genome assembly.